Molecule: messenger RNA, 585 nt
Organism: Xyrichtys novacula (pearly razorfish)
Lineage: Eukaryota; Metazoa; Chordata; Actinopteri; Labriformes; Labridae
Source: the annotation of a GenBank genome assembly
UUGACCCGGCUCAAGUUGUGUUUAAAUGGCAGGAUUCGUGCUCAUUUCCCUGCCUGGGUCAAACACUGCAAAAGAAUCUGAGCCUGGUAUCUGCUCUGGUAGCGUGAGUAUCUGCCUUUAAAUAUCAGCAUGUUGAUUCAUGUUUUCUGGCAUUUUUAACUAAAAAAAUGAAGUUUUUGUUUGUUUUUCAACAGAUUUACCAAAUAAUCCGUCAUGGAAACCAUCGGUGAGAUCAUCCCGUUUGCUAAAGAGAUGUUAAACCAGAGGCCCAGCCGGCACACGCUGAAGAUCUACAUGCUGGGCUCCACCUUGGCGAUGCUCGGAGUGGUGGGUGGACUGGUGGAGACGGUGCUUCUGCCAUUUGUGGAGCAGGAAGAGACAUAUGAGGAGAAGAUAACUGGACUGACUUUAGAAGACAAGAAGAAGGAGAAGAAGGAGGAUGAGAAGAAGCAGACGUUGAAGCCACAUCCUCCCUUUGCUCAGGCUGGAGAUGAAGACAACCUGAAGACAGGCCGGAUGGAGGACAGGACCAAACAUCUGACGCCUCAUGAGAGCAGAGGAGCAGUGAUCCGUUUAUACUCUUGA